UUUUGCUAAUGAAAAAAUGGUGGCACAGAAAAGACCAUCAUUGGCCAAACACACAGGGAGGAAGGUUCUAAUGCCUCACUGAUGUCACAUAGCCUUUCUCCUUGCAGUCUUCUUAGUUGCUCCACUUUAACCAUCAUUUUCCAGGCUUUUGAAUUUUUCCUGCUUUAUCUGCCUCUGGACUCAGGCUUCCAGCCUCAUGAGAGGGACAAACCAGUCCAGUGUUUCUGAGUUCCUCCUCCUUGGGCUCUCCAGGCAACCCCAGCAGCAGCAGCUCCUCUUUGUACUCUUCCUGAGCAUGUACCUGGCCACGGUCCUGGGAAACCUGCUCAUCCUCCUGGUCAUUGGCAUGGACUCCCGCCUUCACAUCCCCAUGUACUUCUUCCUCAGCAACCUGUCCUUUGUGGACAUCUGCUUCUCCUCUACCACUGUCCCCAAGAUGCUGGCCAACUACAUACUCGGGACUCAGACCAUCUCCUUUUCUGGGUGUCUCACACAGAUGUAUUUUGUAUUCAUGUUCGUGGACAUGGACAAUUUCCUCCUGGCUGUGAUGGCCUAUGACCGCUUUGUUGCCAUAUGCGCCCCCUUACACUACUCAACAAAGAUGACCCACCAGCUCUGUGCCCUGCUGGUUGUGGCAUGGGUCAUUGCCAACCUGAAUGUUCUAUUGCAUACCCUGCUGAUGGCUCGACUCUCGUUCUGUGCAGACAAUGCCAUCCCCCACUUCUUCUGUGAUGUGACACCCCUCCUGAAACUCUCCUGCUCCGACACACACCUCAGUGAGGUGAUGAUUCUGACUGAGGGUUCUCUGAUCAUGAUCACUCCAUUUAUUUGCAUCUUGGCUUCAUAUGUCCGUAUUACCUCUGCUGUCCUGCGAGUCCCAUCCACAAAGGGAAAAUGGAAAGCCUUCUCCACCUGUGGAUCCCACCUGGCCAUGGUUUCUCUCUUCUAUGGCACCAUCAUUGCUGUGUAUUUCAACCCUUUGUCCUCACACUCUUCUGAGAAGGACACCACAGCUACUGUGAUGUACACAGUGGUGACCCCCAUGCUGAACCCCUUCAUCUACAGCCUGAGGAACAGGGACUUGAAAAAGGCCCUACAAAAAAUGAUGGGCAAGAAGACAUGCUCUUAGUGAUAAAAGUA
This is a messenger RNA of Mirounga angustirostris (Northern elephant seal), 1140 nucleotides long. Its product is annotated as olfactory receptor 1F1. NCBI's taxonomy places the organism in Eukaryota, Metazoa, Chordata, Mammalia, Carnivora, Phocidae. Gene Ontology annotation, cellular component: plasma membrane. Gene Ontology annotation, biological process: G protein-coupled receptor signaling pathway. The record is from RefSeq and is a predicted model, not a curated record. Gene Ontology annotation, molecular function: olfactory receptor activity; G protein-coupled receptor activity.